AUUUGUUGACGACUGUUGGUGUGUUGAUCGCAGCCGGGCGCAAUGUCAUUCCUCCGGAGCCGAUGUUUCCUAACGUAAUGGCAGGGAAGGGAUCUGUGUAACACAGCCCAGGCGCAUGAACACCUCUCCGGAUGACAAGCAGCACGUCGUUAUUUCAUGGUUUUAUCUUGAAAGGAGGGAUUUUUUACCGCCCCGGCCGAGACGCAGCUCAUGAAGUUCAUCUGUACAGGCCCUCUGUACGAAGGUUGUAAAGCAGUGGCUGUGAACUAAACAUGGAUGUGUGGCGACAGUUUGGGCUACUUCUCUGGAAGAACUACCUACAGCAAAAACGUCAGAUCUUGGUGACAUUGGUGGAGAUCGCACUGCCCCUACUGUUCUCCGCCAUCCUGAUUGUACUGCGUCAGAAGGUGUCCUUUACCAACUACCCCAAUGCCACGCAUUACGAUAGCUUCUUACUGGAAAGGCCUCCUGCUCAUCUGCCCUCAGGCCUGCAGCUUGCCUAUGUGCCGGCAAAUUCCAGCAUAGUACGCCAGGUGGCUGAAGACGUGCAGCUCAGCCUGGACCAUGGCUUCAUCAGUGCUGUGCGUGGGUUUGAGACUGAGCAUCAGUUCGAAGAGUUCGUGAAGACAGACCCUGAAUCAGCAAAGAUCCUGGCAGCAGUGGUGUUUGAGCACUCCUUUACUCAGGAUGAUGAACCUCUCCCACUUCAGGUCAGUUAUCACUUGCGCUUCUCGUAUAAUCCCCGAAAUGCUCCUUCCAAGGAAAAAUCAGAGCUGAAUCCAAACAGUGAUCUUAACUGGCACACUCUCAGCCUGUUCCCCCUCAUUCAGCUGCCUGGACCUCGAGAGCAGCAUGAUUCUCGUGGGGGCACUCCAGGUUAUUACCGUGAGGGCUUCCUAAUGGUCCAGCAUGCAGUGGACCGAGCCAUCAUGAAGGCCUACAACAGGACAGCGGCGACUGCCCUCUUCACGCAGACAUGGGUGGUGCUGUCACGCUUCCCGUACCCAGCUUUCAUCUAUGAUGUCUUCAUCCUGGCCAUCCAGAACCAGCUGCCCCUCCUGCUGGUGCUCAGCUUCACCUACACGUCCCUCAACAUUGUCCGAGCCAUAGUGCAGGAGAAGGAAAGAAAACUCAAGGAAUACAUGAGAAUGAUGGGUCUGAGCAACUGGCUGCACUGGAGUGCCUGGUUCCUCAUGUUCUUCCUUUUCCUCUCUAUCUCCAUUUUCUUUGUCACCUUGCUCUUCUGUGUCCAGGUGAGUCCAAAUGGAGCAGUGCUGACCUAUAGUGACCCUACACUAGUCUUCGUCUUCUUCCUUGCAUUUGCCGUGGCUACUAUCAGCUUCUGUUUCAUGAUCAGCUCCUUCUUCUCCAGAGCUAACGUUGCAGCAGCAGCAAGUGGUUUCCUGUACUUCUUUAGCUACCUGCCAUACCUCUUCCUGUGGCCGCGUUAUGACCUGCUAUCCCACGCUCAGAAAGUGUCUGCCUGUCUCAUCUCCAAUGUGGCCAUGGCUAUGGGUGCCCAGCUUAUUGGCAUGUUUGAAGCCAAAGGCAUGGGGAUCCAGUGGAGUAAUCUGUUUGAGCCUGUGACUGUGGAUGAUGACUUCUCACUGGCUCAGGUUCUUGGGCUCUUGCUGCUGGAUGCCAUACUCUACAGCCUGGUGGCUUGGUACAUCGAGGCUGUCUUCCCUGGCGAGUAUGGAGUGCCACGACCAUGGUACUUUUUCAUGCUGCCCUCAUACUGGUGCAACAGUCCUAGAGUUGCCCUGUUGAAGGAGAAGCAGGAGGAAGAGGAUGCAGAGAAAGCGCUGAAGGGCGAGUUCAUUGAAGAAGAGCCAACUGGAUUAGUCUCAGGGGUCAAAAUCAAGCACCUGGCCAAGGUUUUUAAAAUGGGCAAUAAGACCAAAGAAGCAGUGAAGGAUCUCACAUUAAACAUGUUUGAAGGCCAGAUCACAGUGCUGCUAGGACACAACGGCGCUGGAAAGACCACCACACUGUCUAUGCUGACUGGCUUGUUUCCUCCCAGCAGCGGCCGAGCUUACAUCAAUGGCUAUGAUAUAUGCCAGGAUAUGGCGCUGAUCCGCCGCAGCCUAGGUCUGUGUCCACAACACGAUGUGCUUUUCGACAACCUCACGGUCCGAGAGCAUCUGCUUUUCUAUGCCCAGCUGAAGGGCUACCCACGUGAAAAGAUUCCAGAUGAGGUGGACCGCAUCAUCCGUAUCCUAAAUCUGGAGGAUAAGAAGAAUGCACGGUCAAAGACCCUUUCAGGCGGAAUGAAGCGCAAGCUUUCUAUCGGAAUUGCACUUAUUGGAGACUCAAAGGUGGUUAUGCUGGACGAGCCUACCUCUGGCAUGGACCCAUCAGCCAGGCGAGCCACAUGGGAUCUUUUGCAGGGCGAGAAACGAGGUCGCACCAUCCUUCUCACCACGCAUUUCAUGGAUGAAGCUGACCUACUGGGAGACCGCAUUGCUAUCAUGGCUGGUGGGGAACUCCAGUGCUGUGGCUCACCUCUCUUCCUCAAAAACAAAUACGGUGCUGGCUACCACAUGGUGAUAGUAAAAGACGCGUUGUGUAAUGUAUCCGAGAUCAGCCGCCUGGUCCACAUGUACGUGCCCAAUGCCACCCUGGAGAGCAGCGCUGGGGCUGAACUUUCCUACAUCCUGCCAAAAGAGAGCACCAGCAGGUUUGAGCUUCUGUUUGCUGAGCUGGAAAUGAACAGAGAGGAGUUGGGCAUCGCAAGCUAUGGAGCAUCUGUUACCACCAUGGAGGAAGUUUUUCUUAGGGUCGGGAAGCUGGUGGACUCCAGUCUAGACAUUCAGGCCAUUCAGCUUCCAGCCCUGCAGUACCAGCAUGAACGCAGGUCACAUGACUGGACAGUUGAUGAUACUAGCAGUAUCAGCGGCAUGACUGAUGUGACGGACUUCACUGAUAGUGGCACAUUGAUCUCAGAGGACUGCUCCAACAUCAAACUCAACACAGGGGCUAAGCUGUACAUGCAGCAGUUCUACGCCAUGUUCCUAAAGAGGGCACUGUAUAGCUGGCGGAACUGGAAGGUGAUGGUGGCACAAUUUUUAGUGCCACUUAUCUUCACAGCAGUCGCCCUUGUGGUGGCCCAAACUCUCCCUGGGCAACACAAAACCCCAGAACUUCCCCUAGCACUCAGCCGCUAUGGCCCCACCACUGUGCCCAUGGCCCUGGAUUCUAAUGCGGGACCCCUGGCUACAGCACUUGCUGAAGCCUACGCCGCCCAGCUUGCUGCCGAGAGUGCCACACCAGUGACCAAUCUAACCGACUUCUCUGAGUAUAUACUGAACAAUGCCAUGAGGGAAGGAGGAGCCUUCAACGAGCGCUGUGUGGUGGGUGCUGCUUUUCAUGGCCGAACGAACAGGUUUGCUGAAAUCACUGGCUACUUCAACAACCAAGGCUACCACACACCGGCUACUGCGCUUAUGCUGGUGGAUAAUGCACUGUACAGGCUCUUGGCUGGCCCCAACGCUUCCAUCCAGACAGGAAACUAUCCCAUGCCCCGCAACAUGUCCGAGACAGCCCAGAGCCAGCUGUCAGAGGGUCAGACUGGCUUUGCCAUAGCCAUUAACCUGAUGUAUGGAAUGGCAUCCUUGGCCAGCACCUUUGCCCUGCUCCUGGUAAUUGAGCGCUCUGUGAAGUCCAAGCACGUACAGCGGGUCAGCGGCGUCUACCUCUCCAACUUCUGGUUCUCUGCAUUACUCUGGGACCUGAUCAACUUUGCAUUGCCUUGUCUUCUAAUGCUGGUGGUGUUCCGUGCGUUUGGGGUGAAGGCCUUUGUUGAGGAAAAUCACUUGGUAGAUGUGCUGCUUUUGUUGCUGCUCUAUGGCUGGGCUGUGAUUCCACUCAUGUACCUGCUCAGCUUCCUGUUCUCUAGCGCUGCCACUGCUUACACACGCCUCACCAUCUUCAACAUCAUCAGCGGCACAGCCACCUUCCUUGCCGUCACCAUCAUGACCAUCCCUGAGUUGGAACUGCAGAAUCUUUCACGUCUACUGGAUAAAGUAUUCCUGCUAUUCCCCAACUACUGCCUGGGCAUGUCUUUUAGCCAAUUCUACCAAAACUACGAGACCAUCAGCUUCUGCACCACCAGCUUCCUCACUAAAGAAAUCUGCCAGUUUUACAACAUCACCUAUCAGCUGAACUACUUCUCUAUGAAUGAACCCGGAGUGGGCUGCUACCUGGUGGCCAUGUCCCUGCAAGGUGUAGUUUUCCUCAUCCUUCUCUUCGUCAUGGAGCUCCAGUGCGUCAACACACUCUUCACCCUCUGCAGGAGAAGCAAGAAGGGCAUGCUGGUUGGAGAAGAAGCCCUUCAACCUGAGGAUAGAGACGUCGCUGAUGAGAGAAAGAGGGUUUUGGAUUGCCAGCCUGUGGUGGAGUCCAUGGUGGGCAGUCCUCUCAUUCUGCAAGAACUUACUAAGGUGUACCCAGGGAGUCAGUCUCUGCUGGCAGUCGACCGUUUGUCCCUGGCUGUGGGGAAGGGUGAAUGCUUUGGCCUACUAGGUUUUAAUGGAGCAGGAAAGACGACUACAUUUAAAAUGCUGACUGGAGACGAGACUGUGACUGCAGGGGAUGCCUUCAUCGAUGGCUACAGUAUUCUUCGUGAUGUAAAGAAGGUACAGCAGCGAAUUGGCUACUGCCCUCAGUUUGAUGCUGUGCUCGAUCACAUGACUGGCCGAGAGACUCUCAGCAUGUACGCAAGGCUCAGAGGAAUCCCAGAGAAAUAUGUGUUUGCAUGUGUGGAGAAUGUGCUCCGCUCAUUGCUCCUGGAGCCGCACGCAGACAAACUGGUCCGCAGUUACAGUGGGGGCAACAAGAGGAAGCUGAGUGCAGGUAUGGCUCUGAUUGGUGGGCCACCUGUCAUCUUUCUGGAUGAGCCAUCCACUGGCAUGGACCCUGUGGCCAGACGCUUGCUCUGGGAUGCAGUCACCCGCACCAGAGAAUCUGGCAAAGCCAUUAUUAUCACCUCACACAGUAUGGAGGAGUGUGAGGCUUUGUGCACUAGACUGGCCGUGAUGGUCAAUGGGCAGUUCAAGUGUCUGGGCAGCCCACAGCAUCUAAAGAGCAAAUUUGGCAGUGGAUACACACUGUUGGCCAAAAUCCACAUGGAAGCUGAUUUAGAGGAGAUGGACCUUCAGCUCUUUAAAGACUUCAUCGAGAGCACCUUCCCUGGUAGCUUAUUGAAGGAUGAACACCAGGGAAUGGUACAUUAUCACUUGACUGACAAAACAUUAACCUGGGCUCAGGUUUUUGGGACCCUUGAGGCAGCUAAGGAGAAAUAUAGCAUUGAGGACUAUUGUGUGAGUCAGAUCUCACUAGAGCAAGUUUUCCUGAGCUUUGCUCAGUUCCAGCACUGUUCAGAAGGCUGGAGAAAAUCAGACUGAGAAAAAGAGAGAUGAAGACUCCUGUAAUUUUCCUUAUUUAAAGCCUUUAUGUGGUGCAACUUGGGCUGAGAGAUUUUUCUCCACAUGUUCAGGUCUCAGAAAAUUUCUUUCUCUUCCCCAUACACCAACACACAGGUGUACUGCACUGGUACUGUACUUCACUAAUCACAGAUCUUGGACAGUACUUUGGAGGUCUGGACUAAGCAUGUAUAGUGUGUUAAAACAGACAAUGUGGCAGACAUUGCAAGCAGUGUGUUUGGGGGGAGAGGUUUUCAUCCACACCAAGUAAAGCAGAACUUAAUGUGUUGCAUUUUAAAGUCUUUGCAUCAGUUGUUGUUGCUGGAAACUCUUUCUGAAUGAUGAUUGUCUGUGAUGGUCUGGAUUAUGUGUAAAUGUCUACAAAUGUAUGAAGCUGUACUGCAAAAAAUAGUCACCUUAAAGAAUCAAAAUAAAUCUAUAAACAAUGCCAUGCCAUCCCUAUCUCUAAAAGCAAACACAUGCAGCUAUAUUGCAAUACAUUAAUUUUUUUUGGUUUUUGUACUUUUUUCUGUUUUUACAUUACAAAAACAAUAUUUGCACUGGAAACCUUCCUCCAAAGAAUUAGUCAGUUUAACAUGUUUGAAAUAGUUUUACCUCCCUGGCUUACAGAUGGAAAAAACAAACAAACAGUAUAUGUUACUUAUUGCCAAUUUACACUGGUACUGUCUUGUUUUGUGUUUCCUGAAAAUAUAGCACAUACACUAUAAAGUAUGUGGAUACCUGACCAUCACACCCAUGUGUGCUUACUGAACAUCCCAUUCCAAAGUAGGUUCCCCUUUGCUGUUAUAAUAACCUCCACUCUUCUGGGAAGGCUUUCCACUAGAUUUUGGAAUGUGUCUGUGGGGAUUUGUUCCGUUUGGCCAGUAGACCGUUAGAGAGGCCUGGUGUGCAGUCAGUGUUCCAGUUCAUCCCAAAAGUGUUCAGUGGGGUUGAGGUCAGGGCUCUGUGCAGACCACUCGAGUUCUUCCACACUAACGUAGGCAAGCCAUGUCUUUCAGACAUGACAGUUCAGACAGUGUGCUUUCAGCUUUGUGCAACAGUUUGGGGAAGAACCAUAUAUGGGUGUGAUGGUCAGGUGUCCACAAACAUUUGGCCAUAGAGAAUAGUAUGACAGGAAACCAAAAAUGUACUAGAAUAUUCUAAUAUCUGAAAUAAUGGAUUUAAGUACCUUCACAUGACCACAGUCAAAAUAUAUGCUGCUUCAGGUGUUCAGGCUGUAUGUGUUAAAUUCUCAUCAGAGUACUAGUAAAACACCAUCUGAGUUGUGACUCAAUCUGUGCAGACAGGUAGCAAAAUUUUUCAAUUCAAAUGUCAAACUCUCUUAACUGACAUAGUACAUGUAAGCUUUUUUGUAUGUUGUGUAAAGAAUGGUCCCUGGUUAUCCUAUUCAUUAUCGAUUCCAAAGGAAAAGUGACAGUACUGUGUUGUAUGUGCGUACCCCAUUUGUAAAUGGAUCUUUUAAUUUACACCUAUGCUUUAUUUAACCGUCCAGGUCAAUUCAUUUACCCAGUCCAUUUUUAAAAAUGAUGUCAGUCUUCAAAAAAAAAAAAAAAAAAAAAAAAAAGGACUAAUGAAAUAUGGCUCUUGAGUGUAGAUGAAUAGUAGUCAAAGCUUCUACUGUACACUCAAUUGUGAUUGGUACGUUCCUAAUAUCCUGACUAACCUUCAGAUUCAUUCUGAGGCAUCGGUGAGUAAAUCGUAUGUCAUAUACACCUGAGUGUGACAUCGUAUGUCAUAUACACCUGAGUGUGAGUCGAUGGGUGUCUCACUAUUGUGUGUCCACUAGUGGUCAACUACUAGUGUGGCUUAAUGGACUAAUUGUGUAUAGGGCUUCUGUUUUUUUAUUUAUAUUUUUAAUUUAUUUUCAUUUGUACAUUUGCACAAUGUAACAGCUUUCACUUUUGGACUGAUUAUUGUAAACCACACUGAUGCUUUUUGAAGUUAGAUGAACCUUUUUUUAUAUGAUCAUAACCAUGUAGACUAUAGUGAUAAUAACCUGACAUGGAUAAAAGGGAACUGAGAUCUUAUGUACUGUACCAUUGAAUUAAUCUUGACUAAUAUGUAUUAAUUACCAUUUCUUUUCUUUGUUUCAUUAUUUUUUUAAAUUAAAUUUGCCUUAAGAAAGAAUGGACUAAAUAUUUUGUCAUCGAAGGCGGUCAUCCUGUUCAUAUGCUGUUUAUGGAUCCCUAUGUAAACAUUUAGUAAUGUAAAGUGCUCACUUUGUGCACAAGAGCAUUGUCAUGCUGGAACAUGCAAAAGCUAUAACAGCAAAGGCUAGGCCCCUUAGUUUCAGUGUUUCCCACUCACUAGCUGGAUGUCACAUAGCCAAAUCAAAACCUUUAGUGUGCUAAUGCAUCAUUAACAAUGCAUUUUAAUAUAAUUUGUAAAAGCUUAUGCCUUAGGUGUAUGCCUUAGAACAUGUUCGUUAUAAUUUAGCUGUAAAUCAGUAGACCUCAAUCAUUUAAGCUAUAAAUAAUUAUGCAGUGCAUUAUGUAUUUCCUAAGAUACUUCAAAGUUAAAUGUUUACUAGUUAUUUUGUUUUAUGAUUAUAGAAAUAGUUAUUAAGUGAAAGUUUUUUUUUUUUUUAACAUUGAGUGGUGGUCAGCCCACAACCAAAAGAAGCCUUUAAUAAACACAAUCUCUAGAUCAUGUGAUUUCAUGACUAUGCUGCGAUGUACUUGCGAAAACUCUGGUCUACCUAUGAUGCUGAACUAAACAGAUGACUAAAAGCUUACAUGUUUGCAAAGUGGGAGUCUGUAUAAAAUCAGCUAUUGUAACAUAGGUGAGGUGUUUAUAGGAAACAUUGCAGUUGCUCCACUUAACAGGACUGGAGUAAAGGUAAAGUCCAGAUUGACUGACAGCUCUUGUGCAGUGCUGUAUCAGCUUUCACACAUUCCCUACUUGCAAUCUACUUACAGGCCAUUAAAAUUAAACAUUAUACAAGAGGCCAGUUCAAACUGUGGCAGAGUUUACAGAAAUGAAACAAUAAAAAGACUAUGAAAGUAAAUAAAUAAAACAAACAACAACCAAAAAAAAAGAAUUACAGUUUGCAGGAGUUUUGACCCACAUCUUUGUGCCAUGUGACUGGAGUGUCAGCGGAAAAACAGAAUAUAACUUACAGGGUAAAUCAACACAGUGAGCUGUAAAUAAUACUGUAAAUUCAUAUGCAGAAUACCAGGAUUUCUUAGCCUGAAACAUGGUUGCUUUUGGCAGGAGGUUAAACCGUAGAUGGAGCUUUCAACAAGAUAAGCCCGCAAACAUUCAUCCAGAACAACAGAGAAAUGCUCUGGGAACACAAUUUAUUUAUGCACAAUAUUUAUUUUGCAGUGGCCAUCUCAGUCAUACUGAAAACCUGUGGUCUGAAUUGAAGAGGGCAGUUUACCAGCACAAAUCUAAGUAUGCAAAUGAGCCUGAAAUUGUCUAGCUGAUGUGUCUCUAACCGUAUUCAGUAGUACAUUUAAAUGUCCAUUUUGGAGUGUGAAAUUUGUGCCAACGCAUGAGGGUCAAAAUAUCAAUGAAUAAAAUACUCCUGAUAAGUUCUUCUACUACACAAAAGUGACACUGACAUUGAGAAAUACGAAUUAUUUCAUAAUAACCUCUCUCCCACUUUUUUCUCUAUUCUUUAUUUAAAGAUUUAUAAUAUUUAUAAUAACGGAUAGGUCCGUUCUUGAAGAGCAGAAAUCAUUUCAUGUAAUUUCAGGUUAAAAAAAAAAGAUGCAUGUUCAUGAACUGGAGAGUGAUCUUUAGGAGACACCAAAUUUAGAUGGACGAAGAGGAUUUGUCAUUUCAACACUUCUUUCACCACAAAAAACGUGCAGAUUACAUAUUUCUCUUUUUGAAUAAUGCAUAUGUUAUUUGAAGCGAUCGUUACUUCAGUGGACAGAAUAUGUUUAACUAAUUUAGAAAAAAAAUUAUGCAAAUUGCAGCUGUUGAGAAACUCAAACAAUAAGAAACCUAGCACGUGAUUUUCUCAAGUGUAUCCGUCUGCAUCCUGCAGGAUUACAAACCAUGUGAAGUUACACCCACAACAAAUACAUAAACACAUUGUGUUUGUUGUGUUACGUAAAACACAGAGUUGGGGGGGAGUGGGCAUGGGAAUGUUGUGUAGUGUGAUUUGCUAGUAGGUGUUCCUUGUAGUGGGCGUUCCUUGUAAUAGGCAUGGUUUAUUAUCUUGCAGGACGCAAACAGACCCUUCUAGAUUUUCUACGAUAGGGUCUCUGAAUUAUAAUAAAAGUAGCUCUGACAAUGUAAACUUCGUGAGAGUUACUCCUCUGUUGUGGACAGAAUUAACGUUCGCCUUACAGUGGGGUUUCUUAAACCUGGAUUAACUGAUGAUCCAAAAAUCCUCCCCUUCCUAGUUCACCUUAAAUCUCUAUUGAUCAUUUGAUUUCGCAGUGGCAGGUGCUCUAAAAGUUUGCCACGCACAUUUUAAAAUCUACAAUGGACUUGCUCAUGAAUGUCCAAUUCUGUCUUCCAGCUUGCCAAGACGUACGGAUCUGUGUUCAAAGUAUAUUUUGGUACCAAGAAAAUCAUUGUCUUAGCAGGGUACAAAACAGUGAAACAAGCACUUGUUAACUAUGCUGAGGAAUUUGGGGAAAGAGAAAUCAAUCACACAUUCAAUAUCAGUUGUGUGCAGUUGAGCUUAAAUUAUAGUCUCUAUAUAUUUCACAUCUGAACAUUAUUUGAUAGUCAUUUAUUUAUUAUCCAGCAAAACUGAUUUAACAAGAUUUACCCUUUUAACUGUGUAUGAAACAUAAACCAAAGUGAAGAGAAAUAACUGAUGACAGAAUGAAAAUUGAACAUGUGCUCUGUUGUCUUUAGGAAUCUUGUUUUCUAAUGGGGAGAACUGGAAAGAGAUGAGACGUUUUGCUUUAACAAACCUUCGAGACUUUGGAAUGGGCAAGAGAGGCAGUGAAGAGAAAAUCACUGAGGAAAUCCAAUACCUUAAAGAAGUGUUUGAGAGCUUUGGAGG
Pangasianodon hypophthalmus (striped catfish) is the source of this 10416-nucleotide messenger RNA. RefSeq names its product ATP-binding cassette, sub-family A (ABC1), member 3b (gene abca3b). The coding region runs from base 273 to 5405 and encodes 1710 amino acids. Gene Ontology annotation, molecular function: lipid carrier activity; ATP hydrolysis activity; ATP binding. Gene Ontology annotation, cellular component: intracellular membrane-bounded organelle; membrane. The transcript has 31 exons. Lineage: Eukaryota; Metazoa; Chordata; Actinopteri; Siluriformes; Pangasiidae. Gene Ontology annotation, biological process: transmembrane transport; lipid transport. The record is from RefSeq and is a predicted model, not a curated record.